CAGAGUGCUGGUGGUAUACAGGCUAUCUUUCAUCCAGACUCCAGACUCUUGUUCGUAUCUUUCAUUGUAGUCGGCAUCAUGAGAUUCCCAGUUCUGGUUGUGCUGGUCGUGCUGCUUAAUGCUUUAGUCUGUGAUGUUUCUUCAACUCCGGUUAAAGGGAUUUCUCCAGGCAAAGGCAAGGAUCAACAAAAAGAUCAACAGAUCCAGACCAGACCCACACCACAGCAGCCCAAAGUUUCCACUUAUCCGGUUAAGGAUGUUUCUCCAGGCAAAGGGAAGGAUCAACAAAAAGAUCAAUUGAGUGAAGAUGAUGUGACCGCUACCACUGCACACACUCCCUUGGAUGAAACCACACCAGAAUCUACAGAACAUAACUCUGAUGCGGACGAGGAUGAUGGCCAAGGUGAUGACAACGGUAGCCAAGGUGAUGGCGAUAGCAGCCAGGUUGCGGGAGAUGAUGGCCUAGGUGACAAUGAUGAGGAUGAGGAUUCUAAUGGCAAUUCCUCUGAGGAAGGUGAAGAUGACACUGACAGCAAAGCUGAAAAUGGCCAAGGAGACAGCUCUGAGGAUUCCGAUGGCCAGUCAUCUGAGGAUUCCGAUGGCCAGUCAUCUGAGGAUUCCGAUGGCCAGUCAUCUGAGGAUUCCGAUGGCCAGUCAUCUGAGGAUUCCGAUGGCCAGUCAUCUGAGGAUUCCGAUGGCCAGUCAUCUGAGGAUUCCGAUGGCCAGUCAUCUGAGGAUUCCGAUGGCCAGUCAUCUGAGGAUUCCGAUGGCCAGUCAUCUGAGGAAGGUAACACCAAUGAGGACGUGGUGUCCACAGAAAGCAGUUCAUUGGAUGAGUCUACACCAGAGACUAAAGGUCCUGCUGUCAGCUCAACUAACUAGACUGGUUCAUCCCAUUGUUGCUGCUUGACUUGCUGUGUACGACCUUUUGGACAAGAAAUAAAAAGAAUAAAUCCA
Messenger RNA from Engraulis encrasicolus (European anchovy), 957 nucleotides. Its product is annotated as clumping factor B-like. The transcript is spliced from 9 exons. Lineage: Eukaryota; Metazoa; Chordata; Actinopteri; Clupeiformes; Engraulidae. Bases 79 to 882 code for a protein of 267 amino acids. The record is from RefSeq and is a predicted model, not a curated record.